GUCUUCCUCAUUACUCUUUACUCUUUACUCUCACUAAGUACUGUCUAGUGAAGAAGAGGGAAAUUGAAAAUGUCUAUCCCUUCUGUUUCUCUCUGUUUCUUCCUCUUCUGUCUCCUCUUCCUGUCCCCAGCUCUCAUUUCCUCCUCCCCUGUUCAAGACCCGGAAUCCGUUGUACAAGAAGUACACAGGAAACUCAAUGCGUCCAGGAGGAACUUGGGUUAUUUGUCUUGUGGAACUGGAAAUCCUAUUGACGAUUGCUGGAGGUGCGACCCCAACUGGGAGAAGAACCGGCAGAGACUAGCUGAUUGCGCAAUUGGUUUCGGCAAGAAUGCCGUUGGUGGCAGAGACGGUAAAAUUUAUGUAGUCACUGAUCCUAGCGACCAAGACCCAGUCAACCCGAAGCCAGGGACCCUGAGGCAUGCUGUUAUUCAAGAUGAACCGUUGUGGAUCAUUUUUGCUCGCGAUAUGACCAUUCAAUUGAAGGAAGAACUGAUUAUGAACUCUUUCAAGACAAUUGACGGUCGAGGUGCCAGUGUUCAUAUAGCCGGUGGUCCAUGCAUUACUAUACAGUUCGUUACUAAUAUUAUAAUUCAUGGUUUACAUAUUCAUGACUGUAAACAAGGAGGAAAUGCCAUGGUGAGGGACUCCCCAAAGCACUACGGAUGGAGAACAGUGUCAGACGGUGAUGGAGUGUCCAUAUUCGGUGGAACCCACAUCUGGGUUGAUCAUUGUUCUCUAUCAAAUUGUCAAGAUGGACUCGUUGAUGCCAUUCACGGGUCAAGUGCCAUCACCAUUUCGAACAAUUACAUGACCCACCAUGAUAAGGUCAUGUUGCUGGGCCACAGUGAUUCCUACACUCAAGACAAGAACAUGCAAGUCACUAUAGCCUUUAACCACUUUGGAGAAGGCCUUGUCCAAAGAAUGCCAAGAUGUAGACAUGGAUAUUUCCAUGUGGUAAACAAUGACUAUACUCAUUGGGAAAUGUAUGCCAUUGGAGGAAGUGCUGGACCAACCAUUAAUAGUCAAGGAAACAGAUUUGUUGCACCUGAUGACAGAUUCAGUAAAGAAGUUACAAAGUAUGAAGAUGCACCACAAAGUGAAUGGAAGAAUUGGAACUGGAGAUCCGAGGGUGACCUGAUGGUAAAUGGUGCCUUUUUUACGCCAUCAGGUGCAGGCGCCUCGUCCAGCUACGCUAGAGCUUCGAGCUUAGGCGCAAAGCCAUCUUCGCUUGUCGGUUCCAUAACUGGCGCUUCUGGUGCGCUUAAUUGCAGGAGGGGAUCACGUUGCUAGAUGAUUCUGGCCGCGCGCCACAUUUGAACAACAUUAAUUUCUUGGAGUGAUUUGAUGUGGUUGUUGGACUAUAUUAAUUAGGUACUUAGAAAAGGAGUAGAAGACAAACGAGGAAAUUGAAGAAAAAGCAUAUCCAAUAGUAUUUACUUGGCUUUUUCUUCCCUCUAUUUUUUUUUUCUGUUUACUUUUGUUUUCUACCCUUUGUCUUUUUUUGAUUUUUUCCUUU
Messenger RNA from Pistacia vera, 1516 nucleotides. RefSeq names its product probable pectate lyase 5. NCBI's taxonomy places the organism in Eukaryota, Viridiplantae, Streptophyta, Magnoliopsida, Sapindales, Anacardiaceae. Bases 70 to 1290 code for a protein of 406 amino acids. The transcript has 4 exons. Gene Ontology annotation, molecular function: pectate lyase activity. The record is from RefSeq and is a predicted model, not a curated record.